AUGAGGGAAAUUCAUCAAUACUCGGUGCUCGCAUCGGAAAACCCGACUCAGAAGGCGGAAUUUAUGGCGCGCUACCCGACGGUCGCGAAAGUGGUAGAUGAUUUCGAGGGAAAUCACCUAAAGAUUAUCCAAGACGUCGGGGACGACGAGUUCGAGACGGAGGAUAAGAUUCGCGACGAGUUCGACCGAUUGCGCUUCGCUGUCGUGGGGCGAUACGAGAAAUUGGCUCGAGCCGCACGGAAGGCCGAUCCGCCGGCUCCAUCGUCCGCGUCUCGCUCGGCCAUUCGCCUGCCGAAGCUCGCGCUCCCUCAAUUCAGCGGAGAUCUCGCGCUGUGGCCGACCUUUAUCGCGCUCUUCGACGCGGCGGUUCACAAUAACCUCGACGUUACCGUCAUCGAGAAGUUUCAGCAUUUACUGACUUCGCUCUCUGGCGAGGCUCUCGGUGUCGUAAAACACCUGCCGUUGACAGUGGAAAAUUAUCCCAUCGCGUAUGACGCAUUACAGGCGCGCUAUUCGGACAAGCGCGAGUUAGCUAAGCAGUAUUGGCGUGCAGUCGUACACGCUAAGCCUUUGGUCGGGGAUACUCCCGCCUCUCUCCGUGCGUUAUUGGACGGGUUCACCGAGAACACGCGCGCUCUUGGAAUGUUAGGCUAUCCGGUCAAGGCGUGGGAUUUUAUGCUGUAUAAUCACUUGCUGGAAAAACUCACCCCUACGUUACGGGAGAAGUUUGAAGCGAGCCACAUGUCGGUGGACUCGCCGAGUUUCGAUCAGCUGGUACAAUACCUAUCGAGUUACUGCUCGGUUCUCGCGUCAGUGGCGGGUCCUUCGGCGCAAUCGGGCAAAUCGAAGCCGUCGACUCCCGCGAAGAAGGGCGCAGCGACUACCUCGCUCGUCACCCGGAACGCCGCGUGCGUAAAAUGCGGAGAGCAGCAUUUAUUAGCAAAAUGCGCCGGUUUUCUUCAACUCUCGGCAAGGGAGAGGCACGACCUCGCGCGUGACAAGGGAUUAUGCUUGAACUGCCUGCGCUCGGGUCACAACCUCAAAACCUGCCCCAGCUCGUGGACCUGUCGGUCCUGUAAAUCGAAACACCACUCGCUCCUGCACUUCGAGCAGGCUAACACGGUUUCUCCCGCAACCGUUCCCUCGAUAGCUUCGGGCGCCAGCGAGUCCGCGCCCUCAACCAUCGUCGAAAACAAGCCCAUCGUUUCGAUGGCCAGCGUUUCUAACAGUGUGGUGCUCCUUUCGACCGUGCGGGCCGAGGCCCUUGACGUUAGGGGCAACGCAUUUCCAGUACGCAUGUUGCUGGAUAGCGCCAGCCAGGCAAACUUUAUUACAGAAAGCUGCCUUCGAAGGGGCGGUUUCGCGCGGACUAGACAUAGCGUCGCCGUUUUGGGCGUCAACGAGACGAAGGCUGCCACCACUCGGGGCCUCACUUCACUCGUGAUUCGCGUAAAGAAUCGGGAUGAUCUUCGUUUCCCGAUCGAAGCCACGGUGCUCCCUCGCAUAACUUCGCCGUUGCCUAACCAUCGAGUUGACUCUAAGGAUUGGAGUCACUUAACGGGACUGCCGCUCGCGGAUCCGGAAUAUCAUAUGCCGGGCUCUAUCGAUAUAUUGCUGGGCGCGGAUUCCUUUGUAUCCGUGCUACGUGACGGUCGCCGCACCGGGAGAGCCGGGGAACCGGACGCCUUCAAUACCGCGUUCGGUUGGGUACUGAUGGGCGCGGUCUCUCCGGCGUUACAAGUGCAGCCACUGCACACCUUUGCCACCACGCUCGAGUCAAUUGAUGCCGCGGUGGAGCAAUUUUGGAGACUGGAGGACGUGCCGGAACACCCUCCUCGAUCCGAGGAGGAUCAGCGAUGUAUAGAGUUCUUCGAAAGAACUACUUACCGUGACCAUUCGGGUCGUUUUGUCGUUUCGUACCCGUUCGCGUCGGGCCUUCCCACGUUCGUGGAUUCGCGGCCGAUAGCCGUAAAUAGAUUGCGCGCACUCGAGCGCCGUUUCAAGUCAAAUCCGGACUUUCGACAGAGCUAUAACGCCUUUAUGCAGGAUUAUCUGGAUAGCGGUCAUAUGACCAUCGCGAGUGAGGCCGCUCCUCCGGACGGCCGGGUUUACUAUUUGCCGCACCACGGGGUGCACAAACUUGACAGUACGACCACCAAGCUUCGCGUCGUCUUCGAUGCCUCAGCGAAAGGCCCGAACGGGUUAUCUCUCAACGAUACGAUUCUAAGCGGACCGAAGCUACAGCCCGACAUAGUCGCGGUUCUCCUCCUCUUUCGCGCGAAACCCGUGGCUCUCACCGCCGACGUAAAACAAAUGUUUCGGCAGAUCUGGAUCACGCCGGAGCAUCGCGAUUACCAACGCAUCGUCUGGCGUUUUUCGGAGUCGGACCCCAUACUCGAUUACUUGCUUAACACGGUCACUUUCGGGAAUACGGCCUCGCCGUUCCUGGCCAUUUACUGUCUGCUUCAAUUAGCGCGGGAGAAUCGCGAACGAUACCCCCUAGUUUACACCACCUUGCUCGAAUCGUUGUACGUCGACGACGUCGUGGCUAGCGUCCGCUCCGUCGGUCAGGCCGUCGCGCUGCGAGAUCAGCUCCUCGAAUUGUUCCGAGGCGCCGGUUUCGAACUGCGAAAAUGGGCGAGCAGCCACUCCGAAGCGUUGGAGGGGCUCGACCCAUCAAUCUGUAGCGACGCGAUGCUUUCGUUUGAGUCAGCCGAUGACCAGGUCCUCAAGGUCCUGGGACUCCGGUGGCAUUCUCAGUCGGACACCUUUGGCUUUCAAAUCAACCCGCUGAAUCGGAACUGCACGAAACGCACCAUUUUGUCGGAGGUGGCCCGCGUGUUCGACCCUUUGGGUUUUUUGACCCCGUUGACGUUCACCGCGAAGUGCCUGAUCCAGAGGUUAUGGACGCUAAAGCUCGAGUGGGAUGACGAACCCCCGUUGGAGGUCCGCCGCCAAUGGGAGCGUUACCAAUCGGAGUUCGACGCGUUGACCGCGCUCCGUAUCCCGCGCACGUUCCCAGUGGGCGAUAACAUUCGAUAUGAGCUCCACGGGUUUUGUGACGCAAGUGAGCUGGGCUACGGGGCCGUAAUCUACCUGCGUGCCGUCGCUCCAUCGGAGAGCAAACGCUUGCUUCUUUGUGCCAAGUCAAGGGUGGCUCCCCUCCGCGCGGUCUCUUUACCCCGAUUGGAGCUCUGUGCCGCGUUGCUCCUCGCCGAUUUAACUGCGUACGUCCGUCAGGUGUUACGGGGUCACACCGUCAUUGACACUGAGCGCGCUUGGUCCGAUUCCACGGUCGCGCUCUGUUGGAUCCGAUCCUCUCCGCAUCGAUGGAAGACAUUCGUGCGCAACCGCGUCGCUCGUAUACAGGAGAGGAUUCCGAUUGCGGCUUGGGGACACGUGCCCACGGAUCAAAAUCCGGCGGAUCAUUGCUCGCGCGGACUGUUUCCCCGCGACCUCGUGGCUAGCUCGAUGUGGUGGGAGGGACCCGAGUGGUUGACGGACUUCGAGACUCACGUCGAACCGGUCCUCUCGGAGGAGUCGCUUCCCCGCGAGGAAGAGCGGAUCACCUCGCUCGUGUCACUCGAUCCGCCCGGUUCAUUGCUCGCGUUAUUGGAUCGCUUCUCGUCGCUAGACAAAAUCUGUAGAAUAGUCGCAUACGUUUCUCGAUUCCUAAGUCGUUCCAGGGCCAGGCCGGCACCCGCGACCUUGGCCGUGGACCAACACGAAUCGCAUUCCGCAUUGUUAACGUUAAUCAAACUCGUCCAGCUGGAUUCGUUUGAGGAGGAGAUCGAUCGUCUAGGGCACCGGAAAGGGCUGCCAAAACCGUUUCUCAAACUCGCUCCUUUUUUGGACCCAACGGGUCUUCUCAGGGUGGGCGGCAGGCUGAUUCACUCGGGAUUGGCCUACGAGACCAAGCACCCUAUAUUGUUGCCCAACAAACACCGGUUAACCGACCUCAUAAUCGAGCGGGAGCACCGUGCGAAUCUGCACCCGGGUAGACGCACGCUCCAAUAUCUCCUCGCACAACAGUUCUGGAUCCUCGGAGUCCAUCGCGCAAUUCGACGCGUGCUCUCUGCGUGUUAUAAGUGCUUCCGAGCGAACCCUCGCCCGAGUCAACCGCUCAUGGCGGAGCUACCGGUCGACCGCGUGAGCCAGGUCAAGCCCUUUUCGGUGAGCGGCGUCGACUUUGCGGGACCCUUCACGCUCGUCACUCGCCGAGCGCGAGGGGUCUCCUCGUUUAAGGCAUAUGUCUGCCUUUUUGUUUGUUUCGCGGUUAAGGCCGUCCACUUGGAGGCGGCGCUCUCGUUGACCACGGAAUCCUUCCUCGCUGCGCUGCGCCGCUUCGUAGCCCGUCGCGGACGCUGCUCCUUGUUAUGUAGUGACUGCGGCACGAACUUUGUGGGCGCUUCUCGGGAGCUCGCAGCACACAUGCGCGGCGCGGCGGAGCGGGAGAGGAUCCGAUGGUCCUUCAACCCUCCCUCUGCGCCCCAUUUCGGGGGCCUCUGGGAGUCGGGCGUUAAAUCUUUUAAAACUCACUUACGGCGGGUGGUGGGGGAGCAGAUUCUGACGUUGGAGGAGUUCGCGACGGUCCUCGCUCAGAUAGAAUCCGUAUUGAACUCGCGGCCGCUUUGUCCCGUGAGCACGGAUCCUCUGGACCUAGAGGUCCUGUCUCCCGGUCACUUCCUCACAAUGGAGCCCCUGGUGGCCAUUCCCUCUCCUGACUUGACUCCUCUCCCCGUGAACCACUUAGGUCGAUGGCAAUUAAUACAGCGAAUUCACCAGGACUUCUGGAGACGCUGGCAUCAUGAGUAUCUCUGUACUCUCCAGCAGCGUCCCAAAUGGUGGACCUCCGCUAAUCCGCUCGCCGUGGGCUCACUCGUACUCAUUCGAGGGGAGAACGCGUCGCCUCUCCAAUGGAAGCGCGGCCGCGUAGAGUCCCUUCACCCGGGUCGCGAUGGCGUUCCGCGGGUCGCCACGGUCCGAGUGACGGGCGGUUCGAUCGUGCGUCCCCUGGUGAAGCUGUGCCCCCUGCCGAUGGGCACACUUCUCCAGGCGACCAACCCCGAUCCGUAA
Molecule: messenger RNA, 5076 nt
Organism: Temnothorax curvispinosus
Lineage: Eukaryota; Metazoa; Arthropoda; Insecta; Hymenoptera; Formicidae
Exons: 1
Coding region: 1-5076 (1691 amino acids)
Biological process (GO): DNA integration
Molecular function (GO): nucleic acid binding
Source: RefSeq, a predicted model, not a curated record